This is a messenger RNA of Morus notabilis, 597 nucleotides long. RefSeq lists its product as uncharacterized. The record is from RefSeq and is a predicted model, not a curated record. The coding region runs from base 70 to 357 and encodes 95 amino acids. Lineage: Eukaryota; Viridiplantae; Streptophyta; Magnoliopsida; Rosales; Moraceae. The transcript has 3 exons.
CUUCUUCUUCUUCUUCUUCUUCUUCUUCUUCUUCUUCUUCCACUAAGAAGAAUAUUGCUCUAGCUAGAAAUGGCUUCAAGGACUCUCUUUCUCCAAGUACUUGUUAUAGUGUUGUGUUUUUCUCACCUGAUAUUCUCAAAUGCUGUACCAGUUACAAGGAUUAGAGGCUUAAUGCAUGGAAACCAAGCUCAUGAUCUUCCUCAAGGAACCAUCCACAAACAGGUAACCACAGAGAAGAUCUUGGAGGAGAAAACUGUUGCUGAAAGGAUGGAUGUGGAGCUCCAUGACUACCCGGGUUCAGGGGCGAAUAACCGCCACACUCCGAAGCCCCAGUUUGGGAGAUGUGCUGACUGUUAAUUACUACUACUUCAUCUAUAGUUAGUUAUCUGGUGCUAGAGUUUUGUGUUUAAUUUGGUAUAAUGUUUUGUGGGCAUUUUGUAAUGCUUCUUGUUCACUCAAUUAAGUUGAUUAAGAAGGUGGAAUUGCGUAAGAGUAGUACUAAAUUAGUAGGUGAAAUAUUGUAGUGAUAUGACUAAAAAAAAUGGUGGAAAGAAAAUGGUUUACCUGGAGUUUAUAUAAGUUGUUCUACAUGAGUAA